CGAGCAGGAAGAGAAAGCAUUGCCUGGGGCUCUGGGCCCGGGCGGUUGGACAGCUCGGCCAUUCCCGCUGGGAUCAGCACUUGGGGCCACCUUCCCGCGUCCUCUGGACGCCUCUCGUCUCCCACCCCGACCCGCGAUCGCGGCCCUGGGCUGGUGUUGGCGCCCGCUCUCGGUUCCCGCCUGUACCGCGGGCUCCAGCGCUCUCUGCUCGUGUCAUGGAGCCCGGGCCGCACAGCAGGCCCGCCGAGCCGGGGCGUUGCGUGAGCGGCUCGCCCGGAGCGGGCUCAGCGUUUCCAGCGUCCCUGCCGUCUGGCGCCGGGGCCGAGCCCGGGAGUCGCCCAGGAACCGUGGCCGCCGUGCUGCCGGCCGGGGGCUGCGGGGAGAGGAUGGGCGUCCGCACCCCGAAGCAGUUCUGCCGCGUGCUGGAGAGGCCGCUCAUCAGCUACACCCUGCAGGCCCUGGAGAGAGUGUGCUGGAUAAAAGACAUUGUCGUGGUCGUGACAGCAGAGAACAUGGAAGCAAUGAGGAGCGUCAUCCAGAGGUACAGGCAUAAGCGCAUCUCACUAGCCGAGGCCGGAGCCACACGCCACAGGUCAAUUUUUAAUGGCCUGAAAGCCCUGGCAGAGGACCAGCCAGACGUUGUGAUCAUCCACGAUGCCGUGAGACCUUUCGUUGAGGAAGACAUUCUCCUGAGGGUUGUCACAGCAGCUAAGGAACAUGGGGCAGCAGGAGCAAUUCGGCCUCUGGUGUCCACUGUCAUCAGUCCCUCUGCUGACGGCUGCUUAGACCAUUCACUGGACCGUGGCAAACACAGGGCAAGUGAAAUGCCACAGGCUUUUCUCUUUGAUGUGAUCUACGAAGCAUACCAACAGUGUAGUGACUAUGACUUGGAAUUUGGAACAGAGUGCUUGCAGUUGGCCCUAAAAUAUUCUCAGACAAAAGCGAAACUUGUAGAAGGGCCUCCCGACCUCUGGAAGGUGACCUACAAACAAGAUCUCUACGCAGCCGAAUCAAUGAUUAAGGAGAAAAUUUCACAAGAGAUAUGUGUGGUUGUGAACACAAAAGAUGAAGAAUCUGCAGGACAUCUUCUCAAGGAAGUGCUAAAAAAGAAACUAAAUUGUGUUAAUAUCACAUCCACAGUUCUGGAUCACACAGGCGGUGAUGUUCAGAACCUCCUCACAGACCAGUGCUAUAGCUUCAUCUGUGUGAAUGUUGUGUCCUCUGAUUUUCAAGAGACCCAGAAGUUCUUGAAUAUCCUUGAGGAGAGCGGCCUUCCUCUUUUGUACCCUGUGGUUGUUGUUUUGGUGCACUGCCUUGACCUCACCUUAGCUCCGCUGGCUGCGAAGAUGGAGAGUCUGAUGUGGAUUCGGGCAUUGGCGGAGGACAUGAAGAAGAGGAAUGUUUUAUUAAGUGGACUCCUCCUAAACUACUCAAAGGAUACCUUUGUUUCUGGGAUUUUGUGGUCAAUAAAAAGCACUGAAGUUACUCUGGACCCAGUACCCAGCCUCCUCCUCCAAAAAGAUGAAAAGAUGCAUAACCAGUUCUUUGGAAAGGAUGAGCAGAAACUACAAGAGAGUUUACAACAAGGUGCCUCCAUCAUAGCUGCCUUAGUUAAAGAAAGAAGUUCUGCCCUCGCUGGUCAGCUCCUGCUGGCUUAAA
This is a messenger RNA of Myodes glareolus (Bank vole), 1659 nucleotides long. Lineage: Eukaryota; Metazoa; Chordata; Mammalia; Rodentia; Cricetidae. The record is from RefSeq and is a predicted model, not a curated record.